Messenger RNA from Drechmeria coniospora, 2103 nucleotides. RefSeq lists its product as uncharacterized. Lineage: Eukaryota; Fungi; Ascomycota; Sordariomycetes; Hypocreales; Ophiocordycipitaceae. The record is from RefSeq and is a predicted model, not a curated record. The coding region runs from base 1 to 2103 and encodes 700 amino acids. The transcript has a single exon.
AUGGAGGGCCGUCUGCACAGGCUGCUUCUCGCCUGUCUGCUGUUUUGUCAGUGGAUUUCUGCGAGGCCCCUUUCCGAUGCUUCCUUCGUCGACGGCUCGGAUGAGUCGCCGAGCAUCGGUCUGUCGUUUCUCCCAGGACCCCGUCACGAAGGGGACGUUUUUACGACGGGAGCCAAGCCCAUCCCGGCGGGCCAAGCGGACGGCGACGAGCUCGACCAUGGUCCAAGCUACGUCUCCACGACCGAGAGCUUCGAAGUCGCCAGCCGCUUCGCCUUGAUGGCAAACGCGCUCGGAAAGAGAAGGAUUGAAGACGCGUCCACGGAGCCCCUUGUCCGAGAGGGCAACUCUCCUGCGGAAGCCUCCGGGGGGUCGUCUGCCUCCCAAAAUGAUGGCAAUGCCACGGCAAUCCCCGCGACCGCCUCCGACGCCGCUCGCGUCUUCCUCACGAAGCCCGACGGGAGGUAUAUUUAUGUCGGCAACAGCGACAAAUUUGGUCGGGGCGGUGAACUUGCCGCCUUGCACGGCAUCCCGCACGAUCGAAUCAUCGGUGUCGUGUAUCUGGAUGAUCCCGAACUGAAGAUAACCUUCAACCCGCAUUACAACCACGCCUACGACAGCCAGGUGGCUGGAGGCGACGACUCGGAAUUGGUCGUUGAGCUGCAACCUGACCCAGUGUCCGGCCUUCAACAUGGGCCGCUUGACAAGGUAACCCCGGAAUCAAAGAACAAGGCCACGAAGAGGACGCUUUCGGCCCUGAACAUCGUGCAGGCGGCCGAGUUGGAAGCCGCUCGACUACGACAGGAAUCCGUCAGCAACCCAAAGCAAACCCCUCCGUGGGAGAACGGACUGCAUCUGUACUCUUUUCUGGCCAACUACGGGCACUACCUAAACCCCAGGAACAAUGAGAACACGGUGCAAGACGGACUCGGGGGAAAUGUUCAACUGGAUGGAGUACAAGAAACAACCCAGCAAGCACACGAACCAGUCGAAGAAGAGCAGGAAACAACCGAGGAAGAGGAAGAAGCAGUCGAGGGUGAGGAAGAAGCUACCGAGGAUGAGGAAGAAGCAGCCGAGGGUGAGGAAGAAGCUACCGAGGAUGAGGAAGAAGCAGCCGAGGAUGAGGAAGAAGCAGUCGAGGAAGAGGAAGAAGCAGUCAAGAAAGAGGACGAGCCAGCCAAGAAAGCGGAAGAAGCAGCCAAGAAAGAGGAAGAACCAGCAAAGAAAGAGGAAGAAGCAGUCAAGAAAGAGGAAGAACCAGCCAAGAAAGAGGAAGAACCAGCCAAGAGAGAGGAAGAAACAGUCGAGAGAGAGCAAAAUGCUGCUGAAACUGGAGCUGACAAACACAAACCAUCUGGACAUGUAGCAGCCGAACACGAAACACACGGACAAGACGUGGACGGCCAUGGGGCAGCUGGACCAGGAAAACAAACCGCCGCCCAUGGACAAAAGACAGGCGAAAGAGCCCCCCCAGCAACGGCCGAGCAAGGAACAGGAGCAGCGAGUCCACAUGCACCAACACCAAACGGACGAGUAGCCCCAGGUACAGGCCGGAGACCAGCAAGCAGUGGAUGGAGACUAGGAAGAGGCCGAGGGAAAUGGAGAGGCAAACGAGAACUCGGCCCAACGAGCGGACCACGAUCACUACUGACGAAGCGACAAAAUCCAUCAAUUGUUGAGCGGGGAUUGCUAGCCACGGGCAUGCGAAUGGCAGCACGCACCGGAGGGAGACUAGCAAUGUCGGGUGUACGAAAAGUGGCAUCAUCAGGCCGGGGACGGAGACUUCUACUCAAAGGUGGGAAGAAAUUGAUCACAUCGAAACGGGGACGGAGAAUACUAGCAGCGGGCGCACGAAGAGCAGGAAGGAUGAUGGUAAGCAGCGGGAAAAAGUUGGCAAAAGGCGCAUGGAACCUAAUAAAAGCAGCCGGCAGCAAGGUGGCAUCGGCCGGACGGAAUUUGUUCACAUCGGGAAAAACGAAGCGAUGGACAGGCGGAAUGGGUCACGCAUCGGGAAAACAACAAGGAACGGGCAAAAAGGGCCAAGCAUCAGAACCUCAAAAGGGCAGAGGAUGGGUUCCACGCGGACGCGGACAAGGCGGACGCUAA